Molecule: messenger RNA, 2249 nt
Organism: Pseudo-nitzschia multistriata
Lineage: Eukaryota; Bacillariophyta; Bacillariophyceae; Bacillariales; Bacillariaceae
Source: the annotation of a GenBank genome assembly
GUGAACGCCAGCACAUGCCGACGAUGCACAGGAAAAAACAUCACAGAUGACCGCCGUUCUACGGUAAAACAGGUACGAAUACCUGUACGUACGGUACCGUACGAAAACAGACACAAAAUACUUUAAAUCAGCAAUAAAAUGAAACAGAAAACGUCCUAACACUAACACUCUUCGCAACACACAGCACAAACACAAACACAAACACAAUCCUCCUCAGCCGCAACAACACUCCCCGCGACACCGAAAUGACGCAAACGAAACCACUGGUCACGCUCCGGGCCCGCCCAACCGGUGGCGGUGCCCCCUUCGGAGAACCCAUCGAGUUUUCCCUCUACCCGGGCUCUUGCGUCGAGCUGCGGGGACCGUCGGGGCGGGGAAAGACCACGGUCGCCACCGUUCUGACGGGAAUCCACGAUCCCUCCCACCAGGCCUCGCUGCUGCGCAAGCUGCAGCUGGAGGUCGAGUCCGACUGGGAUCCGAGCAUUCCCUUCCGCGAACGCUGCGGGGUUCUCUUCCAGCAGACGACGCUGCUCGACGAGCUGACCGUUGCCGGGAACCUGGCGGUUGCCCUCCGGCUCCACGAGGACGUCUUUGCCGACCCCGCUUCGAGGGACGCGAGGAUCAAGCAGCUGCUGGACACGGUCGGCCUGGACUACGGGAAGGACGCGCACAAGCUUCCCAGCGAGCUCUCGGGCGGAAUGGGCCGCCGGGUCUGCCUGGCGCUCCAGCUGGCCCAGCGGAAGCGCGUCGUCGUGCUGGACGAGCCCUUUACCGGCCUGGACAGCGCCUCGGCGGAGGGCGUGGCGAGGGAGCUCGUCAGGCUCCGCAAGACGCAAAAGACGGCACUGCUGCUGAUCUCCCACGAGCCGCACCUCUCCAAACUGGUGCACGGGGGUGCCGAGGACGAGCGCAGCAUCGUCGAGCUGAGGGCCCCGUCGUCGUCCUCCGGGAACAAUGCUUCGGCGUCGGCCCUUUCGGACGAAACCAAGCCGAGCUUGUUCGGGACGACCUUUUUCGAUCGGUUCCUAGAGCGGCUCGUGGAUUAUGUCUUUUACAGUCUUCCGCUGAUAGUCAUGGCGUUCAUGGCGUAAGUAUUGCUGGACCGAACGGAACGGAACGGCACACCACGGCACAGCACAGAACGACAUACAUCGAACCGCGUUUGCACUGCGAGUUUGACCUACCGUACCGAUUUAUUGAUGGACAAAGGCCUGACGUCUUUUUUCGCUUCCGGUGUUCUUCGAUCGAACGUCCCAGCUGCGGAUUGGCGAUUUCCAUGCUGAGUGCUGAUAUUCUACAGCGCCUGGAUAUUUCUACCAAGGUGCUGGACCUGGUAGAUGUCGAAGUCCGACCCCUCAUCAAGAUGCUCACGGGAGAAGAAGCCUCUACUUUCCAGAUGAUGGGCAUUCGUUUCAAGGUCAGCUCGAUGCUCAACCAAACGGUUCCACCCGCAAAGGCCACCCUGUAUGCGAUCGGACUGGCAAAAUUGUUUGUCCUAGAGGUCGGGCCCCUCCUCACGGCCCUCCUUCUUUGCGGCCGGAUCGGGGGAAGCUACGCCGGCAAGGUCGGGACCAUGCAGGCAACGAACCAGAACAAGCUUCUGCGGGUGUUGGGGGUGGAUCCGCGGUGGUGGACGCUGGCCCCGUCGGUGCUGGCGGCCUCGAUCGCUUCGCCGGUUCUCACCACCGUGGGCACGAGCCUGGCGCUCGUGCUCGGGGGCAUCGUCGGUCCUCUCUACGGGCUGAAUCCGAAAGGAGUAGGCGAUCGGACCUACUGGUCCGACCUGCAAGAGUCGGUGCUGCCGGUUCUCAGAUUGGUGGGCUUCGAGGGAUGCUGGUCGGAGGGCGAGGAAGGUGUCGGCAAGAGCCCAAGGCAACUCGUGUCCUCCGUCGCCUCGGUGAUCUUUGCUGGGGUCUCGGAUCCGACAAGCCUCGACCUGCGCGUAUCGUAUGGGGCACGCAACGCGACGUGGAGGGACACGGUGAUCGAGCUGGCCACGUACCCUCCGAUUUAUCACUGCAUCAAGGCCGAGGCCUACAUCCUGAUCGUGAUUGGUGUUUCCGAAUGGGCGGGCCGGUAUUACAAACCCAACCUGACCCCCCGGGGUGUUCCGUCGGUGAUUACCCUCUCGGUGGUUUUGUCGGGACUAUUGGUGAUUCUGGCAGACUGGGGGUUCAGCCAGCUGCUCAUGCUGAGGGAAUGAUUGCGGCUCCAUCCGAACCCCAACCCCGGCCCUAACAUUCCAUUCU